GUUGCUUGCCAGAAAACGGAAUUGUGAAAAUGGCGAUAAGUGCACGGGAUACGUUCCCGCUAAUUACAUUGCCAGGAAAGAAAGUAUAGUCGCAGAACCGUCUUGAAGGAUCUCAAUCCUAAAUGCCGACUGGCCACUCACUUCCCUCCUUAGAUGCGACCUGACUGCCGAGUUCGUUCAAUAUGUUGUAUGAUGCUCCAGAUUUCUAGUGUCUGCGGUCCCUUGUGUCUCCCCUUUAUUUUACAUCAAAAUAACUCGUAACAUGACCAUUUUUCUAACUCUGAGUGAAGUACCAAAACGUUGGAAAAAAAUUAAUAUUCGACUGACGGGAGUUUGAGAAACGGCCAUUGUCGCGAGUAAAUCUCAAUGGAGUAAUACCAUACCUGCACACUUCUGAAGAAAAACCUUGGCAAAGAAAAUCGUACGUUACUUAUGUACACAAUCGAUAUAAUCUUCCGUCUGUCUACACCACCUCUGUUUACUUUUUGUAGCUGGUUUGCUGGGAAACUGAGCCGAUCUAAUGCAAAAGGUAUCCUUUCCAAGCAGCCUAUAACUGGGUCCUUCCUCAUCCGUGAAAGCGACAGUCAAGAAAGUGCAUACGCACUCUCAGUACUAGAUGGAACCAUUGUAAGACACUAUCAUAUCUUCCAAAGCAAAGCUGGGCAGUUUUACCUGAAUGUAGCCAAUCAAUUUUCCAGUCUGAAAGAACUGGUGGAAUACUACAAAUUACAUAAUCUUCGGUCAGGCCUCCAGUUAACUAGACCUUGUCAGAAACAACAUCAACCAAAUAUAAGAGAUUUGUCCCAUUGGACUGUGGAUGACUGGGAGAGGCCCAGGUCAGAAUUCGCUUUAACAGAAAAGCUGGGUUCAGGACAUUUUGGAGAAGUAUAUGCUGGAUAUUGGAAUGAUACUGUUCAAGUCGCCAUCAAGACAGUAGAAGUUGGUUUAAUGAAUGCAAAAGAUUUCAAGAGAGAAAUGCAGAUUAUGAAGAAGUUGCACCAUCCACAUCUAUUAUCUCUGUAUGCAGUAUGCACGACAGCUACUCCUUUCUACAUUGUGACUGAACUAAUGAAAUAUGGCAGUCUGCUAAAUUAUUUACGAAGUAAAAAAGGAUCCUGUUUAAACUUGGGACAUUUACUUGACAUGAUAAUACAAGUAGCAGAGGGGAUGUCAUACCUUGAAUCACAAAAUUUUGUCCAUCGUGACUUGGCUGCAAGAAACAUUCUAAUUGGAGAUAAUCACACUUGCAAGAUUGCCGAUUUUGGAUUAGCCAGAUUUAUGAAGGAUGAAAUGUAUGUGUCACAAUCUACUACAAUUCCAUAUAAAUGGACUGCCCCAGAAGCUAUUGAACAUGGUUAUUUCUCUGUGAAAUCUGAUGUGUGGUCUUUUGGAAUUCUCCUUUAUGAAGUAGUAACUUACGGCAAAACCCCAUAUCCAGGUAUGAACAAUCACGAAGUAGUGAAUAUGGUUUCUCAAGGUUACCGAAUGCCUUGUCCUGAUGGAUGUCCAAAGAUACUGCACAAAGUUAUGUUAAAUUGCUGGGAGAAAGUAGCAUCUAACCGCCCAUCAUUUGCAAUGUUAAUAAGUAAUCUGUUAGCCUUCAACAUAAAUCAUUUAUGUUAAGCCAGAAAUGUGAAAAUUAAAACAACUGUUGAUUCUGAGAUAAAAAUAGAAAAUUCUCAGCAAUACUCAGCAAUUCAGGCAGCAGCUGUGGAAAGAGAAACGGAGUUAACGUAUCAUGUUCAAUGCCUUUCAAUAGAGCCUUUGUUAGUGAGAUGUCACUUCUGUCUCGUUUUCUAUAAAUGAUGAAUGUUCACCAUUUUCUGUUUUAAUUUGGCAGUAUUAUUUCUGGAAUGCAUCUAACUGCAUGCAAAUGUAAACCCACUUAAUUUCUACAUUAAGUAGUGAGUUAAUUUUCUAUGGCAUCACCAGAGCUGUACAAAACAUAGAAUACAAUUUAUUUCUUACCAUUAGCAACAUGUGGUUCCUUUUUAUAAAGAUCUUGAAAGUAAUCUUAUCAAUAUCCAAUGAUUACUGCCUAUAAGUGUUGCGGAUAAUUAGGAGAAUUUUUUUUUAAUUUAAAUAUUUUACUUUGAUAAUUUUUUAUGGGAAGAGAGGGAAGUUGUGUAGAUGAGGGCUGGGUAUAUUUGCCUCUUUGAAUUAAGCAUAACAAAACAUAUUUUAAUGAUUGUGAUGACAGUUCAGUCAAGAGAUGAAUUGAAAACAUCCAAAUCCACUGCAAGUCACUUUCUUUGGAAUAUACAUUUGUAAAUACAUUUUCUUUCCUUGGAACUGGCCAAAAUACUCGAGGGUCAGUGGUAUUUUUCCCCUUUGGUGAAAUAGGCAUCCAGGUACAGUAGGACCCCAACUAAGACUCCUAUUGAAAUAGGCAUUGGAAGUCAGGUGGCAAUGGGGUCAAGUCAGUAGAUAGACAAAAUUCCAUGGUGCAGGUUAACGUUAGCAAGAGAAAAUCUGCAGAUGCUGGAAAUCCAAGCAACACACACAAAAUGCUGGAGGAUCUCAGCAGACCAGGCAGCAUCUAUGGAAAAGAGUAUACUCAACAUUUUGAGCUGAGGUUAAAUCUACUGUGAGUCAAUGUUGUAAAAUAAUAAAACAUGAAUACAUUUCCGAGGGGGGGGGGUUGAAUUCUUUCUAUAGGCACUGUAGGUAUUUAAAAGUGAAAGGAGUUAUUGUAUAUUUGUACAUUAUUGCCCAGACCUCAAUAUUUAAUUUUCCCACAAACCAAAAUCAAGAAUCCAUGCAAAACUGGGGAGUAAUAACCUAACCAACACAACCACUAAUACUAUAUAAUUAACAUUCAUAAGUUUAAAAUUGCUUUUAUCUCAUUUGUUUAAUUUUGAUUGUGUGAGUUAUAAACAUCUGUUAAUAUUGAAAUAUUCAAAUCAUUUAAUAUAUGAA
Hypanus sabinus (Atlantic stingray) is the source of this 2919-nucleotide messenger RNA. RefSeq names its product tyrosine-protein kinase SRK3-like. The transcript is spliced from 8 exons. The record is from RefSeq and is a predicted model, not a curated record. Gene Ontology annotation, biological process: cell differentiation; cell surface receptor protein tyrosine kinase signaling pathway; innate immune response. NCBI's taxonomy places the organism in Eukaryota, Metazoa, Chordata, Chondrichthyes, Myliobatiformes, Dasyatidae. Gene Ontology annotation, cellular component: extrinsic component of cytoplasmic side of plasma membrane. Gene Ontology annotation, molecular function: non-membrane spanning protein tyrosine kinase activity; signaling receptor binding; ATP binding. Bases 433 to 1623 code for a protein of 396 amino acids.